AUGCGGCACCUGACCGCGACAAGCCGGCGUCGUCGCCUCGGCGCGACCAGGACGUGCGCCUCCUGGGCGGGCUGCUCUCCCCGGCCUUCGACGACCAGUCGUGCCGUUCGCGGUACGCGUCGCCGUCCCUCUACCGCCGUCCGUCGCCGUUCCGCCCCGUCGUCCCACCUCGUGGCGCUCCUCCGGCGGUACGAGGCCUGGCACAGGCGGUGUGGCCCCGGAUCGCCGCUCUUCGGGGAAGCCGUCGAGCACCUGCGCUCCGGCCGCAACGCCGCGCGCUCCGAGUGCCAGUACGCGGUGUGGACGCCCUUCAACGGCCUCGGCAACCGCAUGCUCGCGCUCGCCUCCACGUUCCUGUACGCGCUGCUCACCGACCGUGUCCUGCUGGUGCACGCGCCGCAGGAGUUCGACGGCCUCUUCUGCGAGCCCUUCCCCGGCAGCUCCUGGACGCUGCCCGCCGGCUUUCCGAUCGCCGACUUCGACGCCACCUUCACCAUGUUGUCGCCCACGAGCUACAAGAACAUGAAGAAGGCCGGCACGAUAAACGGCGGUGACCGUGUCAACGUUACCGCCGAGGGGCUCCCCGCGUACGUGUUCCUCGACCUCAUCCAGUCCUACACCGACGCCGCCUUCUGCGAAGCCGACCAGCGCGUGCUCGCCAAGUUCAACUGGAUGGUGGUCAAGUCCGACGUCUACUUCGCCACCGCGCUCUUCCUCAUGCCGGCGUACCGGCGCGAGCUCGCACGGCUAUUCCCGGAGAAGGAGGCCGCGUUCCACCACCUCGCGCGGUACCUCUUCCACCCGUCCAACGACGUGUGGGGCAUCGUCCGUCAAUUCUACGAGGCCUACCUCGCCGGGGCAGACGAGCGCGUCGGCCUGCAGGUGCGCGUGUUCCAGGAGGUGCCGGUGCCGUUCGAGACCAUGUACGGCCAGAUCAUGCGCUGCUUGGAGCAGGAGGGUUUGCUACCCAAGGUCGCACUCGCACAGCAGAAUGCCGCCGCGGCGAGAAACACCUCUGCCGUGCCGCCGCCGGACGGCAGGAAGACGAAGGUGACAUCGAUACUGGUGACGUCGCUGUCCCCGGAGUACUACGAGCGCAUCCGCGGCGUGUACCACGCCAACUGGACGGAGACCGGGGAUUACGUGGUGGUGCACCAGCCGAGCCACGACGGCGUGCAGCACACGGAGGCGCGCGGCCACAACCAGAGGGCGCUGGCGGAGAUAUACCUGCUGAGCUUCUGCGACCGCAUCGUGACGACGGCCGUGUCGACGUUCGGGUACGUGGCGCACGGGCUGGCCGGGGUGAGGUCGUGGGUGCUGCUGCGGUCGCCGUCGCCAGAGACGCCGGCCGAGCCCGCGUGCGUCCGGUCGUCGACCGUGGAGCCCUGCAUGCAGGCCGCGCCGAGACAGAUGUGCGGUGCGGCGAAAGGGAGCGACAUUGGGGGUCUCGCGCCGUAUGUCCGGCACUGCGAGGAUGUGCAUGGAGGCGUCAAGCUAUUUAGCUAG
Messenger RNA from Triticum turgidum subsp. durum (durum wheat), 1506 nucleotides. The record is from the annotation of a GenBank genome assembly. Lineage: Eukaryota; Viridiplantae; Streptophyta; Magnoliopsida; Poales; Poaceae.